UCGACACUGCAAAACAAACACAUUAACAAAAUAUGUGCAUAAAUUUGUUAACCACAGUCAAAAGGAAACUACUUACUCACGCUCCUGCAAUCAUGGCUGCACGACAAUCCAGUGACAUGGCAAAGUUCAAGGAAACUUUGAAAUCCGCUAAGAACAUAGUGUUUCUGUCCGGGGCUGGAAUAAGUGCGGAAUCUGGUAUACCAACGUUUCGUGGGGCUGGUGGUAUGUGGAGGAAGUACCAGUCGGCGAGUCUGGCGACGCCCGAGGCGUUUGGGACCACGCCGGCGUUGGUGUGGGAGUUCUAUCAUUACAGACGAGAGGUGGCGGCUAAAGCUCAACCUAAUGCGGGUCACUUAGCCAUAGCACAGUAUGAAGCAAGACACCCAGAAAAGUCAGUGACAGUGAUCACACAGAAUGUGGAUGGACUACAUGCUAGAGCGGGAACAAAGACCUUACUGGAACUCCAUGGCAGCUUGUACAAGACUCGGUGUACCAAGUGCAAGGAAGUGUUGGUCAACACUGACAGCCCAAUUUGUAAGGCUUUAGAAAACCGAGGAGCACCUGAAGUACAUCAAGUAGGGUCUGACAUCCCAGUAAGAGACCUGCCACACUGUAAGAAACCAGAGUGCAAAGGACUGCUUCGGCCCCACAUUGUGUGGUUUGGGGAAAAUCUAGAACCCGCUGUACUUGAGAAGACAGAGUCAGCAAUGGCGUCCUGCGACGUGUGCCUAGUAGUAGGCACAUCGUCUGUAGUGUACCCGGCGGCGAUGUUCGCGCCGGCCGCGGCGGCGCGCGGCGCCACGGUGGCAGAAUUCAACCUGGAGCCGACGCCUGCUACUCACGCCUUUAGCUACUACUUCCAGGGACCGUGUGGGGAGACGCUACCUACAGCUUUGGCUGAUUAACGACCUUACAACUUUGUAUGACAAAAGUAUAUGCUAAAAUGAUAGCCAAGGGCCAAGGAUAAACGACACAGUAUAUAGUGUUUGGAUCAAGGCUGUUACAGUGACGUGCUUCAGUCAGGAACGAUGAAUUAUUCCCAUUAAUAUUUUGUGCCUGGGGCAGCCACAGAUGAGUUUACACCAUUAUAUAGAUCGAUUUACGAAAGCUGGCAUGAAUGGAAUGAACGAAACUUUUAUUGUGUAAGUUACACCUGGCAGGCAAUUAUGGUCACGCGAUAAAUGAUAAAACAUCUGUUUGCCAGAUAUUUUAUCAUCUAUCGCGCGACCAUAAUUGGGCAUUUUCGCGAGA
Messenger RNA from Leguminivora glycinivorella, 1251 nucleotides. RefSeq names its product NAD-dependent protein deacylase sirtuin-5, mitochondrial-like. The record is from RefSeq and is a predicted model, not a curated record. Gene Ontology annotation, molecular function: protein-malonyllysine demalonylase activity; protein-succinyllysine desuccinylase activity; NAD+ binding. NCBI's taxonomy places the organism in Eukaryota, Metazoa, Arthropoda, Insecta, Lepidoptera, Tortricidae. Bases 33 to 905 code for a protein of 290 amino acids. The transcript has 4 exons.